AAAAAUUAAAAAAAGAAAAAAGAAACACUUUCAUGCUUCAGUAAAAAGAUCUUAGUUUUAAUCUACAAAAUCUAGAGAAUUUGGUGAGAAUAAGGAAAACAGGUCGUGGGUUCGUUUCAUCCUUCGGUAAAGAAGACAAGAAAGAUGAACGGCGGCCCGUCUGGUUUUAACAAUGCGCCAGUAACCAGAACAUUUGUCAUCGCUUGUGCCAUUUUCACCCUUUCCUUUGGGAUCCAAGGUGGCUUUAGAAAGCUUGGAUUAUCUUAUCAGGAUAUUUUUGGGAAGCUGCGAAUUUGGAAGCUUAUCGCUUCUGUUUUUGCCUUUUCAUCUACACCAGAACUUUUGUUUGGAUUAUAUCUUCUAUACUAUUUCAGGGUCUUUGAGAGACAGAUAGGUUCCAAUAAGUACUCGGUCUUUAUUUUAUUCUCUAUUGCAAUUUCGUUAGUCUUUGAGGUCCUUGCACUAGGACUCCUUAAAGAUCCCACAGCAAACCUUCUCACAUCAGGACCAUAUGGCGUUAUAUUUGCUUCAUUUGUACCAUUUUUCUUUGACAUUCCUGUAUCAACACGGUUUCGUGUCUUUGGUGUUCGCUUCUCUGACAAAUCUUUCGUAUACCUAGCUGGUCUUCAGCUGCUUUUAUCAUCCUGGAAGAGAUCUGUUUUACCCGGAAUGUGUGGUAUCUUUGCUGGAUCAUUAUACCGUCUCAAUCUCUUGAGCAUACGGAAGGCCAAGUUCCCAGAGUUUAUAACUUCAUUCUUCUCGCGGCUUGCUUGGCCAUCUUCUGGAAGUCCACGUGGAGCAACAACUAGGAGUAUCCCAGGAAGUGCACCAUCGUACCCAGGUCGACAUGUGGAGAGAACCUAUCCUAUUCCCAUGGUUCCUUCAGAGCCACCAGAGGACUCAAUUGCCACUUUGGUUUCUAUGGGUUUUGACAGAAAUUCAGCUAGACAAGCACUUGUUCAAGCCAGAAAUGAUAUAAAUGCAGCAACAAACAUCCUUCUUGAAGCACAGUCCCAUUGAUUCAUGUAAGUUAAUGCUGUGAAAAUGAGGGAAUGUUCAGUUGGGAGAUGAACCCAUUAGUCUCGAGGCACAGUGAUCUAACAGAUGUCCCUACCAAUCUGAUGAAUAGGCUGAUAUAUUUUCCAGAAUUAAUCAAGUGCUCCUAUCAUCAAUUUUUUGGAGCAUUUUUCUUAGUUUUUGGUUCCCUGUUGAUUUUGAAGUAGUAUUUAGUUUUAAGAUUAGUAUUCUUACACCAGUAUCAACAGAACUUAUGCUGUACAAUUGUUUACAGGUCAUUGGAGAACCAUAAAGCAAGUACAUAGUUGCCUUUUCUGAGGUGCAGCCCCUUUGUGUAAUUGUUUUUUAUUUUUUUUCUCGACAUCUGAUUAAAGGAUAAGUCCGCAUAAAUUAUCUAUUUGUAACUUUGUAACAAAGGGUGUAUUUGACAUUGAAGUUGGAAAAUCAUUUCAUUUUCUUUUGA
This is a messenger RNA of Ricinus communis (castor bean), 1480 nucleotides long. RefSeq names its product rhomboid-like protein 20. The record is from RefSeq and is a predicted model, not a curated record. Gene Ontology annotation, cellular component: membrane. Lineage: Eukaryota; Viridiplantae; Streptophyta; Magnoliopsida; Malpighiales; Euphorbiaceae. The transcript has 8 exons. Bases 145 to 1020 code for a protein of 291 amino acids. Gene Ontology annotation, molecular function: serine-type endopeptidase activity; protein binding.